CCAACACACAACAGGAGGAUCCUCCACAGUGGAGCUACUGAAGGUACGUUUUUCAUCAUGGUGACUGUUCAACUAUGCUGGGUUAGCGUACUGUAUGCACUGUCAGGGGCGCUGUCUGCAGUCGUGGUUAAGAUUGUUAAUCUGGGGGGCUCCAUCACCCUCCCCUGUAAACUCCAUGAAGACUCACCUGUGAAGCGGCUGGAUGUGCGCUGGCUGCUGGGUGAACAUGUGGUCAUCAGACUGAACCGAGACCAGAUCAUCUACAGCAUCAGCUACAGGAACAGGACCGAACUACCAGCAGGGGGCGCAGGCCAUGGAGAUUUCUCCCUGACCAUCACACACACACAGCAUGGAGACAGCGGAGUGUAUCGAUGUGUGAUGUUCAGAGAGGAGCAGGAGCUCAAACUCACAGAGCUUCAGCUCUCAGUGGAAGCUCCUCUUUCUCCUAGUGCUGUGUUUGUUAGAGCUGGUGAUGAGGUGGUUCUGCCGUGUUUUGGUCGUGUGGACUGGAUGGAUUCAGAAGCUGAAUUUGUUCAAUGGAAGAGAGGCUGGACGGUUCUAGUGUGGGUCCAGGGUUCUCUACAUGUGGAUCCUCCGUUUGCAGACAGAGUGUUGCUGCCUAAAGAGAGAAUCCUGCAGGAUAACAUCUCUCUGGAGCUGAAGAACACUCGCCAUGAAGACCAGGGACUUUACCUGUGCUUCUUUGUGAAGGACGAAGCCGUCAGACUGGCUGCACAGAUUAAUCUCACUGUUACAGAUCACAUGACUCGGUUGGAGGUGGGGUUUGGUUCCUCGGUGCUCCUCCCCUUCCACACUGAAUCUCCAGUAAUUGUGAGCUUCCUGCCUGAUGGAGGGAAUGGUUCUGUGCGAGUGUGUGAGGUGGAGAAAGAGCAGAUGGAGUGUGGAGCAGCUUAUUCACACCGUACAGAUCUACAGCAGCACUCCCUGGAGCUGAGGAAGCUCUCCAUGGAGGAUUCUGGAACGUUCUCAGUGAUGGAGAGAGAAACACAGCGCACUAUCAGUGUUCUCUUCGUACAGGUGUUCCCUCCAUCUACAGGUAACACUGUGAAACAAGCAGACUCACUAUUGGUCCUAAUUAAAAUAGCACCCCUUUCACUGUUACUGCUGGGUUCCAUGCUCACCAUAAUCGCACAGAUGCGGUGGAGACAAAGGCGUCUCACUGAGGAACAGGACGUUGAAUCCCAGCACUUGAACCACACUAAUGCCACCAGCAGUGAACAUUCUGAUUCCACUGAGAUUCUGUCAUAAUUAGGUCAUGACACGCCCCCCCCCC
Molecule: messenger RNA, 1294 nt
Organism: Colossoma macropomum (tambaqui)
Lineage: Eukaryota; Metazoa; Chordata; Actinopteri; Characiformes; Serrasalmidae
Exons: 6
Coding region: 58-1269 (403 amino acids)
Biological process (GO): T cell costimulation; cellular response to lipopolysaccharide; positive regulation of T cell proliferation
Cellular component (GO): external side of plasma membrane
Source: RefSeq, a predicted model, not a curated record